AUGAGUUAUAUUGGUAUGGGUGGGAUGGUGCCGAGACCUUUGGCGACGAGGUUGAGGGAGGGCCAGAUUCUGCUGGCUAAGGAUAUCAAUACUCAUUUUAUUGAUUUGGAGGGUCACUCGCUUGGGAGGAGGCAGAUUCCUUGGUCUCAUGCACCUGUUGAUGUCGGGUAUUCUUAUCCGUUCCUGCUUGCGUUGCAUGAUUCUUCGAAGGGUGUGCUUGAGGUGCGCAAUCCUGAGACGCUCUCGCUGCUUCAGUCUAUUCCGCUGCCUGCGGCUAGUAUUUUGCAUAUCCCGCAGCCGAAUAUUAGUCUUGCGCAUGCGGGGAAGGGGUUUCUUGUUGCGAGUGAUCGCACUAUUUGGCGUAUGGAGGCGCUGAGUUAUGAUACCCAGAUUGAUGCGCUGGUUGAAAAGGGGUAUCUUGAUGAGGCUAUUAGUCUCCUUGGUAUGCUUGAGGAUGCUCUGGUCAAGGAUAAGGCUGGGAGACUUCGCUUAGCGCAGUUGGAAAAAGCCCAGAGUCUUUUCGCUUUGCAUAAGUUCCGCCAUGCUUUGGAUCUCUUCACGGAGGUUGCUGCCCCGCCGGAGACUGUUAUACGCCUCUAUCCGAAGUUGAUUGCUGGUGACCUCUCUGCAGUUCCAGCCCAAGAGCCCGAGGAGGCUGCCGCCAAUGCCAAUGCCGAUGGGUCAGAUACAAAGCCCGCCGGUUCAGAUGGUUCGUCUGAGCUUCCGGCUGGACAGUCCAUGUAUGCAACCUCGGUGCUGUCUCUCCUUCGCAGGACCGAAGAAGGCAGUGAUACGAGUAGCAUUCGGGGCGAAGACAAGGAUAAAGAGAAGGACAAGGAUAAGGAGCUUAAGAUGGCUGUCCGCGAGUUGCAGGGAUAUCUGGCAGAUGUCCGACGGCGCUUCCAGCGUUUCCUCGGGCCCGAUGGGGCUCUUAAGCUCCCUGCCCUGCGGAGGGAGUUCCUGGAUACCAUCCGUGACAAGGCUCGACUCGUCGACACCACCUUGUUCCGGGCUCAUAUGUACGCUACGCCAUCGCUGGCAGGGUCUCUCUUCCGAAUUGCCAAUUUCUGCGACCCGGAGGUCGUGAUGGAGCGAUUGGAAGAAACGGGUCGGUAUAAUGACUUGAUUGAUUUUCUCUAUGGGAAAAAGCUGCAUCGGCAGGCUUUGGAGUUGCUGCGUCGAUUCGGACAGGAAGAGUCCGGUCUGCUCAGUGGUCCGAUGCGGACUGUUGGCCUGAGCUGGGGAUGGAGAUUUUUUUUGGCUGAAACUGAGAAUGCCGAGACGCUGCCUCGACAGGAUGUACUCUCGUUUCUCGAGGGUAUCGAUGCGCAACUUGCUAUUCGGUAUCUCGAGCAUGUCAUUCAGGAAUGGAAUGACCUGACCCCGGACCUGCAUCAGCGCUUGGUGGUAUUGUACCUUGACCAGAUCACAGCGCACAAGGGCGAAGACGGGGAUACGGAAUACAGCUCCAAAUUCCUGGCCAUGCUCAAAGACAGUGAGCAGUAUUCUCCCGCAAAGACCUUGGACCGACUGGACCGCGACGACCCCAAUUUCUACGAGGCCCGGGCUAUCCUAUUCAGUAAGAUGGGGCAGCACCGCCAGGUACUGGAAAUCUACGUGUUCAAGCUGAAAGACCACGAAAAGGCAGAAGAAUACUGCAAUCACGUCCACCUCUCCGAAGAACAAGACCAAGAAGACACCAUCUACCUCACCCUCCUAUCUCUCUACCUCACACCACCCCACAGUCACGAAGUCCAGAAUGGACCCGCUCUCGCCAUCCUCGCCAAACACGGUUCCCGACUCCCCGCCGACGCCGCACUAAGCCUGAUCCCGGCGGAGCUGGAAGUGCGCGAACUGGAAUUCUACUUCAAGGGUCGUAUGCGCGCGGCCAAUUCGGUGUUCAAUGAGGCUCGCAUCGUGGCUCAGCUUCGUAAGACGCGGGAUAUGCAGAUUCAGGCACAGCUUGCUCUUGGUGAUGGGGUUCGUGGUGGUGGGACGCGGGCUCGACAUGUCACGGUCACGGAGGAACGGAUUUGUGGGGUUUGUCAUAAGCGGUUGGGUGGGAGUGUGAUUAAUGUGUUUCCUGAUCCAGUGCAUCCAGUGCUAACCAAUCUUCCCUCCCAGCAAUACCGUCGUACACCUCGGCUGUGCGAAUCGAGUUUCCAGCGUUCGGGGGUAGGUGGUCUGUGGUCUUUGUGA
This is a messenger RNA of Penicillium cosmopolitanum, 2199 nucleotides long. RefSeq lists its product as uncharacterized. The transcript is spliced from 5 exons. The record is from RefSeq and is a predicted model, not a curated record. The coding region runs from base 1 to 2199 and encodes 732 amino acids. Gene Ontology annotation, cellular component: fungal-type vacuole membrane; cytoplasm. NCBI's taxonomy places the organism in Eukaryota, Fungi, Ascomycota, Eurotiomycetes, Eurotiales, Aspergillaceae. Gene Ontology annotation, biological process: vesicle-mediated transport; endosomal vesicle fusion; intracellular protein transport.